Messenger RNA from Merops nubicus (carmine bee-eater), 233 nucleotides. It is a transcript of the gene LIN52, whose product is annotated as lin-52 DREAM MuvB core complex component. The record is from RefSeq and is a predicted model, not a curated record. The transcript is spliced from 4 exons. The annotation marks the transcript as partial. Gene Ontology annotation, cellular component: DRM complex. Gene Ontology annotation, biological process: regulation of DNA-templated transcription. Lineage: Eukaryota; Metazoa; Chordata; Aves; Coraciiformes; Meropidae.
UGCCCGGCGUCGCCGAGUUCGCCGCCUCCUUCAAAAGCCCUAUUACAAGUUCUCCUCCCAAGUGGAUGGCUGAAUUAGAAAAUGAUGAUAUCGAUAUGUUGAAGGAGUUGGGGAGCCUCACGACAGCUAACCUGAUGGAAAAAGUUCGUGGCCUGCAGAACCUGGCUUAUCAGCUGGGACUGGAUGAGUCAGAAAUAACAAGAGGUCGUAUAUCAGUCUGGUGUUGUCUAGUG